This is a messenger RNA of Humulus lupulus (European hop), 1355 nucleotides long. Its product is annotated as protein THYLAKOID FORMATION1, chloroplastic. Lineage: Eukaryota; Viridiplantae; Streptophyta; Magnoliopsida; Rosales; Cannabaceae. Gene Ontology annotation, cellular component: chloroplast thylakoid. Gene Ontology annotation, biological process: protein import into chloroplast thylakoid membrane; photosynthesis; protein import into chloroplast stroma. The record is from RefSeq and is a predicted model, not a curated record. The coding region runs from base 166 to 1053 and encodes 295 amino acids. The transcript has 5 exons.
GACCUCUCUCUGUCUUUCUCUCUCUCUUUCAGUUUUGAAACUUCACUCCAAAAGUUUCUUUUAUUUUCCGCAAUGCCAAUAAUUUUCCCGGAAAUUUUCCAACUCUGAAUCCCUUUCUCUGUUUUUUCUUCUUCUUGUGUUUUUUGGGUGCGAGUUUAAAAUUAAAUGGCUUCCCUUAUUCCCCUGUCCUUCUCAGCGAUUAGCCAAUGUUCUGAGAGAAGAGCCGUGGUAUCGUCGCCUCGAAAUUUAGCUUCCAAUUCUGAGUGGUUCAGAUUGCGCACCAGCUUUUCCUGCCAUUUUGUAGGUUUUCGAGCUUCAAACUCGACUUCUCGUAUGAUUAUCAAUUGCAUGUCUUCUACUACAGACUCACCCACUGUAGCUGACACGAAGUUAAAUUUUCUCAAGGCUUACAAACGACCAAUCCCAAGUGUCUAUAACAGUGUCUUGCAGGAGCUGCUUGUUCAGCAACACUUGAUAAAAUACAAGAAGUCAUACCGUUAUGAUCCUAUCUUUGCUCUUGGUUUUGUGACUGUUUAUGAUCAGCUUAUGGAUGGAUACCCCAGCGAUGAUGACCGAGAAGCCAUCUUCCAAGCAUACAUAAAAGCGUUAAAUGAGGACCCAGAGAAGUAUAGAGCUGAUUCACAGAAGUUGGAAGAGUGGGCUCGGGCUCAGAGUUCAAGUUCAUUAGUCGAGUUUUCAUCCAAAGAAGGAGAAGUGGAGGAGAUAUUGAAGGACAUUUCAGAAAGAGCAGCCAAUGGAAAUUUCAGCUACAGUCGGUUCUUUGCUGUUGGACUUUUUCGUCUUCUUGAGUUGUCAAAUGCAACUGAACCAACAAUAUUGGAAAAGCUUUGUACAGCUUUGAACAUUAACAAAAGAAGUGUGGACCGGGACCUUGAUGUAUAUCGCAAUCUGCUUUCCAAACUGGUUCAGGCAAAGGAGCUGCUAAAGGAAUACGUUGCCAGGGAGAAGAAGAAAAGAGAAGAAAGGACUGGUCCAACAGCCAAUGAAGCCGUUACAAAAUGUUUGGGAGAUUAUCAGUAUGCACGCCAGUAAUUCAGUGCUGGUAAUGAGGGAAUUACUUGCUAUUUUUCCACGACUUUGAGGUAAUGUUGGGAGCUUUCACAGUUUAGGUACCUUUUAUCAGCUUUUACGUCAGCAGUUCAUAUAUUGUGAAAACAAGAAACCAGCUAAAUCCUAUUUUCUUUCUUCAUUUCAUGUUUAUAACACGUAUUUCUCAUUUGUUUCGGUUAUCUUAUAGUUUUGUACCGACCCAAAUGUAUAUCAAGUCUAUUUCUCAAAAUUGCACUUCGCAUAUUAUCGUGCGUUCUCUAAAGAAAUCAAAAGAUUUACAGUAA